Molecule: messenger RNA, 3117 nt
Organism: Condylostylus longicornis
Lineage: Eukaryota; Metazoa; Arthropoda; Insecta; Diptera; Dolichopodidae
Product: RNA-binding protein Musashi homolog 2-like
Exons: 5
Coding region: 156-1817 (553 amino acids)
Cellular component (GO): cytoplasm
Molecular function (GO): RNA binding
Source: RefSeq, a predicted model, not a curated record
AAUUUAUUUUAUAAAAAUAAUUUUUUGCUGCGUAAAAUAAUGAAGAGGAUUACAAAAUUUAAUUAAAUUUGAAUCUAUACUUUAAUGUUCUUAAUAUUAUUUAUUUCUUCGAAUAAUGCUAACGUGUACGUACAAUAAAAUAAAAAUUCGAUUGCAUGAGUCAAUAUUACCUUAAUAUGGAUGCACUUGCUUAUACAUUAGCAUGCAAUCCAAUUGAGAAUGGUGCUUUGAUUGAUGUUAAUCAGCAUAGUCGUGAAUUACAUAAUGCACUAGUUGCAACAAUUAAUAAUAAUGCAGUAGCCGCUGUACAACAACAGCAACAACAACAAGUACAGCAACAAACACAACAACAACAGCAGCAACAACAACAACAAUCACAACAACAAAAACAACAACAACAGCAGCAGCAGCAACAACAACAGCAACAAAAUCAAAAUAGUGGAACUGGAGGUGGAGGUGGCACCGUAAAUGUUGGUAUAGUAAAUACAAAUGGUGUUGUUGCAACAACAGGACAAUUAAAUGGUAAAGCAAAUUCAUUAUCAGGAUCAUCGGGUCGUUCAACACCAAAUAAUAUUGAUGCACCUGGAAAACUUUUUGUUGGUGGCUUAAGUUGGCAAACAUCAGCCGAAAAAUUAAAAGAAUAUUUCAAUUUAUUUGGCACAGUAACAGAUGUUUUAAUAAUGAAGGAUCCAGUAACACAGAGAAGCCGCGGUUUUGGUUUUAUAACAUUUCAAGAGCCUAACAGUGUUGAUAAAGUAUUGAAAAUUCCGGUACAUACAUUAGAUGGAAAAAAGAUUGAUCCGAAACAUGCAACACCGAAAAAUCGACCAAAACCGGCUAAUAAAACCAAAAAAAUUUUUGUUGGCGGUGUUAGUCAAGAUACAUCAGCUGAAGAAGUCAAAGCAUAUUUUGGACAAUUUGGUAAAGUUGAAGAAACUGUAAUGUUAAUGGACACACAAACGAAACGUCAUCGUGGUUUUGGUUUUGUUACAUUUGAGAAUGAAGAUAUUGUAGAUCGUGUAUGCGAAAUACAUUUUCAUACAAUAAAAAACAAAAAAGUUGAAUGCAAGAAAGCUCAACCUAAAGAAGCUGUAACACCAACAGCACAACUCCUACAGAAACGUUUAAUGUUGGGUAGUUUAGCAGCUGGUGUACGCAUGACAACACCAGGACAAUUGAUUGGUACUCCAGGUACAGUAACAACAAUAAACCCUUUGUUAGCAUCUCAAUUUCAAGCACAGCAAGCAGCAACUGCAGUAUUACCACAUCCAUAUUCUAAUGCUGCAGCUGCAGCCGCAGCCGCUGCCCAACAAUCAGCUUUAUUUCAAUCAACAACACCAUUUCAAAUACAAAAUCCAAAUGCUGCAGCCGCUGCUGCAGCUGCAACUCCAAGUUACAGCAAAUUAUUAACAUAUCCACCAGCAGCAACAUUGCAUAACGUUAGGUACACACCAUAUCCACUUCCAACAAGUGCAGCAGCCGCAGCAGCAGCAGCUGCUGCCGCAGCAAAUCAAGCUAAUCAACAACAUCAACACCAACAACAAGCUGCUGCUGCUGCCGCUGCUGGACUAGCAGCCGCAAUGCCACAAACAGCUGCUCAAACUGCUGCUCAAGUAACUGGUCAACAACAAGCAAAUGCUGCUGCAAAUCAUCCUUCAGGAAUCGCUGUACAACAAGCGGCAACAUUAGCAGCCGGUGCAGGUGCUCCAGUUGGUACAAAUCCAUAUCAAAGUUAUGCUUUAGCAAAUGUAGAUAUGUCUAGUUUCCAGGGUGUUGAUUGGACAUCCGUAUAUCCAAUGGGAAUGUAUGUUGGGUAAACAUAUUUAUAAAAUGUUCUAGUUUGUAUGUAAAUAUCAAAGUAUAUAUUCAUAAAAAUAUAAAUUAAUUUGUAUUUUUUAAGUUAAAAUUAUAAAGUUAAAAAAAAACCAAAAAAAAAAAAAUUUAUAGUUUAAGUAAAAUUUAAAUACAUAGGCAAAAGAAUAGAGAAUAAAAUAUUUUCGAAAUCACUGAAGUUCAUAACUCUUCAUAAAAUUAAUUUAAAAAUUAUUAAAUAGAAAAGAAAUAUAAAUAAAAUAAUUACAUAAUGUAUAAAAAUUGAAAGUUUGACAGGAAUUCUUCAGUACUUACAUAAAAAAUAAAUUUACUUUCAUUUGUUUUAUAAUAAUUUUCCUUCCAACCAAUUUUUUUAAUUGAAAAUGUCUCGAAUUAUUUACAAAGAUCUUUUAAAUAGUACUUAAAUCGUGAUAAUUAAUAUACGAAUAACAUUUUCAAAUAUAUUGUUUGAAUUUCGAACUUAAUGCAUAAUUCAAGAAGUAUUAUUAUUGUUUUUCCGUAAUCAACACAAAAAAAUAUUACUUGUUCUAUAAAAUAGUCAAUUACAAAAAAAAAACUCAAAUUUAAAGCUAAUUGUUGUUUAAUGUUAAUAUAAAAAUUUCGCUAAUUCAGUUUUAAAAAUGGAAUACUAAAAUCCAAAAAAAGAAUUACUAUGGAAGUGAAAAUUUUUGAAGAACAAAACCAAAAAAACCAAACACAGAAAAGAAUAAAAAACAGUAAAAAGGACUUUAAAAAAAAUUAUAUAUUCAAACAAUAAGAUAAUUAGCUAAAAAUAAGUUUAGACCACCGAUUGUGAUGCGAAUGAAAAUUAAGAAAAAAAAUAAAUAAAAAACUUAAUCUAAAAUAUUUAAAAACAAAAAAUGGUUCAGUUGUCGUUAAAAAUAUAAUAAUUAUAAAAUUAAUUAUAAAAGUUUUAAAAUUUUUUUUUUUAAUAUUAAGAUAUAAAUUAAAAUAAAGAAAAAAAAAGACGUUCAAUCGUUAAUGUAAAGUAAUACUACUUGAUAAUAAUUAGUUCAUAAACUAUUAUUAGUUAUAACAAAUAUUAGUUUAUAUAACAAAAUCAUAUACAUUAUUAAAUUACACAAUACAAAAUAUAAAAAACAUGCCAUCAGACUGACUGUAAAAAAGUAUAAUUCUUGAUAUACACAUAUAUCACUAUAAUAAUAAUAGAAAUACGUAUAUAUUAUAAAAGAAAAUAUAUAAGAAAUAUUUCAUUGUAUCAAUAAUUUUGCAUAAAGUAAAUAAUAAAUUAAUGAAGAAUAACAAAACUGAAUGAAAAUUUCU